Cryptococcus deneoformans JEC21 is the source of this 979-nucleotide messenger RNA. RefSeq lists its product as hypothetical. The transcript has a single exon. Bases 294 to 857 code for a protein of 187 amino acids. The record is from RefSeq and is a predicted model, not a curated record. Lineage: Eukaryota; Fungi; Basidiomycota; Tremellomycetes; Tremellales; Cryptococcaceae.
ACAUCGAUCCUUUGCAGGGGCCCCUCCGUACUACCCUUCGCGCGUCAUUAUUGUUAAUCCUUUCACUGCCUUUUUGCUUCCCUUUUAGGCGACUCAAUGGCCUGUAACCUCGUGAAUUAUAGUGAAAAGAGAUAUUUGGCGAAAUAACAAGUAUUUCCUUGUAUAACAUCCCUGACAGCAACUUAUACGUAUCUGUCGUAUCAAGAUAUUUCUCGAGCUGCACGAAACACAUUAUUUAGCUUCAGCGAGCGAUUCCCAUAGCAAGCGCUAUCUCGAAGCUGACAUACAUCACCAUGGACCCUUGGUCAGUCUCUAUCGACACCUUGUUCCUUGUUCUCACCCUACUCCUAAUCCCUUCCAUCUCUCGGACGCCUCAGCUCAAUAUCACCCCACCUGGCGAUCUUUUGAUUUCUCCGCCAGCUAGCCCCCUUUCGCCUAUCACACCAGCUAGCGCCUCAAGCUCCCAUUUGAGUGUACCUGGAGUUGGUAUGCCUUUUGUGGUUCCCAGCAUUAUCUUAACUCCAGAUGCACCGGAAACCUACUCGCGCUCUAGACGGUCAUCAAUUGGUAGCCUCACGAAGCGAUUUGGACACAAACGCAAGUCUGUGAGCUUCUCGCUCUCUGCAAUAGAUGACGUUCUUCCUCCCCAAACAUCCCCUAAUAAACGUCGACCGCCAACUCCUUUUGUCAAGGGCCCUACGAGCCCGAGUCCCAGUGUGAGCUCCGCAAACAGCCAGCCUGGAACGCCGAUCCAUGUGAUAGCUGGCAUUACCGGGGAAGGGACGGCACAGAGCAUGACGCAUGGAAAAGAUGUCGAAGAUGCAAUGGGCGUGAAGAAGAAAUGGCUGAUGGCGUAAUGGAGUCCCAUAAUGCGAAUGAGAAAUGAGUUGACGAAACGAUAACAUACUCUUUGAUUUAAAAAAAAAAUCUCAAUCCUUGACGAAUGACAACUUUAUGUAGUCCAUGUAUUAAUUUAAUC